UUACCUCAUGUUCUCCUUCGCCUUUCAGUAACAACUUCAACUUGAUAUCCAUUCCUUGUUAUAAUAUUAUCCCAAACCUUAUUCUUGCCAAACUUAAAUUACAUAAAUAUUAUAGCCAUGCAAGCUGGUGAGCUUACUGAUCAUUCCCACUACCUUAUUCCUGGAAACCCUAAUCCAGACAUCAUGAACCUACACAACUCACCAAUCAUGCAGUUUAACGUUAACGAGCCGUCGAACUCGUUCUACAAUUUUCAUAUGAACCCUCAAUAUCAAGAAAUUAACAUGCAAGCACCAUAUUUCAAGAGCAACUCAACUUCUGAUGAAGCAGAUGAGCAACAGCUCAGCAUCAUUAAUGAGAGGAAGCAGAGAAGAAUGAUAUCCAACAGAGAAUCGGCACGAAGGUCGCGCAUGCGCAAGCAGAAACAUCUAGAUGAGCUUUGGUCACAGGUUGUUUGGCUACGUAAUGAAAAUCAUCAACUUGUUGACAAACUUAAUAAGUUUUCAGGGAUUCAUGAGCAAGUUGUUCAAGAGAAUGCUAAGCUUAAAGAUGAAGCUGCAGAGCUUCGCCAGAUGGUUACCGAGUGGCAGAUUAAUGGCACCUACCCUACUUUAAGGGAUCUUGAUGAUAUCUCAAACCCUUCCAUCUCAAGUUCCUCAGACUUCUUCUAGAAAAAUAGACAUGAUCAUCGAGUUUGUUUUCGUUAUUGAUGGUGUCUAAUAAGUCUAUUAUUAUGUAUGUAUGUAUUCUAAGAGUUCCAUGAGGAAGUAGUACAAUAACAUCUUUAUUUUUUUAA
Molecule: messenger RNA, 794 nt
Organism: Helianthus annuus (common sunflower)
Lineage: Eukaryota; Viridiplantae; Streptophyta; Magnoliopsida; Asterales; Asteraceae
Product: basic leucine zipper 43
Exons: 1
Coding region: 118-669 (183 amino acids)
Biological process (GO): regulation of DNA-templated transcription
Molecular function (GO): DNA-binding transcription factor activity
Source: RefSeq, a predicted model, not a curated record